UCACUUUCGGACUUUGGUCGCCAUACAAUGGCUAUGGCCCGUCCCUUCCUCUUAACUUAUAGGGUCGCAACCCUCCGUCGUCUACAGAUAGUCCACUCUUUCCUAUUCUCCUCCGUCUGCCGGCGAGGCCAGCCGUCACCACCAUCAACCUCCUUUUCGCUACCGUCGGAAUCUCCUCCGGCGGCGACAAAAGUCCCCUUCGCCACCUCUGCCCACGGGCGAACCUGGCAGGACCCAUAUCAUUGGAUGCGGAAAACCGCCGACCCGGAUUUCAUCGACCACCUUCGUAGGGAGAACACCUACGCCGCCGAUUUCAUGGUCGACACGGAGCAGCUGCAGCGGACUCUGGUUCGCGAGAUGCGAAGUCGACUCCCCGCCAAGGUUUCUACUCCUCCCGAGCGCUGGGGACCCUGGUUAUAUUACCAGUACAUUCCAAAAGGAAAAGAGUACCCAGUUCUGUGUAGAAGGUCGGAGGCAAGUGAUUCUGGGUUUGUGAGCAAACUGCUCUGUUUUGCGAGUGGACACUCUGAGAGGAAGGAGCAGAUUUUGCUCGACUGGAAUGAAAUUGCUGAGCAAUAUGGCUAUGUUCAUGUGGGGGCAUGCCGAGUUUCGCCAGACCACAAUUUCAUUGCAUAUACAGUUGACGUUAAUGGCAGUGAGCAGUUCUUGCUUCGGAUUAAGGACCUGGGCGAUGGAUCAAUUGUUCAGAGGUCGGAAGUGGAGGGGGUCGUCAGCUUGGCUUGGGCUCGAGAUGGAAGGACUUUGUUUUAUACUGUAUCAGAUGAGAAUCAGAGACCUUACAGGGUUCUAUGCACAGAAGUAGGUUCAGAUGGGACCAAUGACAUGCCAGUUUAUACAGAGAAUGACUCGAGCUUUUGUGUAGACAUAACAAGCACCAAAGAUGGCAAGUUCAUAACCGUAUAUGUGAUUGAUGCAGCUUAUCCUCUCGACGGUUUGGACAGAAUUUGUAAACGUAUGCCUGGGGUUCAGGUUUUUGUUGAGCAUCACUAUGAUUCCUUCUAUAUUCUUACCAAUGCUCCUUUAAGUGAGAACAAGGAAUCCUCAUCAGUCGGGAGUUACUACCUGAUCAUAUGCAAAGUGGAACAUAUACAUUUACCAGAUUUGCAGCAGUGCAUCAUCUUGCCGAGUGAAGAUGUGAGUUUCCAUGAUACGGACAUUUUCAAUCAACAUCUAGUGCUGUCUGUAAGUAAAAGCAGCCUGCCUACGAUGUGUUCCAUUAAGUUGCCCAUACAAGACCUAUCUUCUAGCUUACAGAAGCGAUUGGAUGUUGAAGAUCUCAAUCCCUGGUAUUUUCCUGUACCUACAGAUUUAUGUAGCGUUGCUCCAGGAUCCAACCAUGAUUUUAUGAGCUCAGUUUACCGUGUGGUUCUCUCAUCUCCUGUGAUGCCUGAUGUUAUUGUAGAUUACAACAUGUCAGAACAGACAUUAUCAAUAGUGCACCAAGAGGAAGUAAAAUCAGCUGAUACACAUGAGCAUCUUGUCUCUGAAUGUAGUGAAGUAAAAAAUGACAAUAACUUUAUUGGGGUGGAAAGAUGGGAAGACUUCUCUUCUAAAUAUUGCUGUGAAAGAAAACAAGUCAUAUCCCAUGAUGGCAUUAAGGUUCCUCUAACAAUCAUGUACUCUCGAAAUGCCUGGAAGAAAGGCGAGUCCCCUGGUCUAUUGCAUGGUUAUGGAGCUUAUGGGGAAGCUCUCGAUACAAGUUGGUGCUCUGACCGUCUGAGCUUGCUCGAUAGAGGUUGGGUGAUGGCAUUUGCUGAUGUCAGGGGUGGUGGUGAUUCUUCAUGGCAUGAAUCAGGGACUGGUUUGACCAAACCCAACUCGAUUCAUGACUUCUUGUCCUGUGCCAGCUUCCUAAUUGAUAAAGGGUAUGUACAUAAGGGCCAACUUGGUGCCACAGGUACAAGUGCUGGGGGGCUUCUUGUCGGAGCAGCCAUUAAUAUGAAGACGGAUCUUUUUUGUGCUGCCAUAUUGAAGGUUCCAUUUUUGGAUAUAUGCAACUCACUGAUGGAUCCAAGCUUGUCUCUUACAAUACUGGACUAUGAGGAAUUUGGGAAUCCCCAUAUAGAGAAGCAGUUUGAGUGCAUUCAUAGCUAUUCUCCAUACGAUAACAUUCCACGAGCGGCGUGCCUGCCAUCUGUGCUCGUUACAGCAUCAUACAACGACUCGAGGGUUGGAGUUUGGGAAGCCGCCAAAUGGGUGGCGAAAGUACGAGACACGACCUGCCCCAAUUGUUCUCGUUCUGUCAUUCUGAAGACAAACAUGAGCGGUGGACAUUUUGGCGAAGGUGGCUACUAUGCUCAGUGUGAUGAUACGGCUUACGAAUACGCAUUCCUCAUCAAAGCUUUAGGUGUUAUGACUUAUAAAUAACUGACAAAUUUCUGAUCUCACGACCACCACCUACUCAGUUGCUGAACCCCUGGAAGCUUCGCCUUGAGCAGAAUCUCCAUCUAUUGCUGCUGAUGCAGCGUACAGAUGGAGCAAUGACUCAGCGGUGGAAGAUCAUGGAGUAUACUGCUAGAAUACUGGAAACAACUGUGCAAAUUCUUGUUAGUUGCUGUCUGAUUCAGUUCCAUUGGAGUCUUGAUAUCGAUCACAAGGUUGCGAAACUCUUUACACUUUUUUUUUGGAAACAACUGUGCAAAUUCUUGUUAGUUGCUGUCUGAUUCAGUUCCAUUGGAGUCUUGAUAUCGAUCACUAGGAGGCAAAACUCUUUACACUUUUUUUUUUUUUGGGUGUACAGCUGAAGUUCAAAUUGCAUGAACUGAAACAUUAGCCGAGCCGAGCAAAGGCUCUAUCUAUGGGCGUUCACCAAUGCCAUUUGGUUUAUGUCAAAUGAGUAGGAUCCUUGGUCGUUCGACAAAAAAGCUGAAUUGCCGAUUGGGAAUCGGAUUCCACCAGUACUGGUUUGUGUGGAAGUGUUUGUGCCAAAGAUAAGUCGUAUUGCGUAACGCCUGGCUUGCAACUCGUUCAGUCGAGAAAUCAGCGACCAAGGUGCUUUUUUUUCGUGUAACAAACUAACCAUCCAUAUAGCUCUCAUAUAAUCUAUUAAAUCUUUUUUUUUUUUACUAUCAACCUGUGCUUUAUUUAUAUGGAAAUGAGUCCAUUACAGUCCUGGGCUAAGGUUGGAAGAAGGAAAAAAGGUGGUCUGGUGACCCAAUCUUCUUGGGCUCCCCAGUUACAUGUAGUGUGGGCCAUCGUGUGGGCCGCCGAGUUGGCAUGUUUAUUUGCAAAGGCCCAUCUAACCUUAUCCUCUCCAACUUCGACUGCGAGCUCUUCAAUCUGCUGCACAAUCAGUUCCACCUUCGUUCUUCGUCGUGCUUCAUUUCCAAAUUGCAAGAACAAUCCUUGGCAAUCCAUCUCAAGAAUCACUGGAAGGAGCAGAUGAUGGAUUGCAUAGCGUAGACCAUAGAGCAUCGCCUUGGCCUCUGCUAGCUCCGGUGCUCACUAGUUUCUCUCCCUCGACACAGACGCCAUGAGGAAGACUCCUUCAGCAUUUCUCGCUACCACUCCCAAGCCCGUUCAUUCGUUUUCCAGUACUGUUGCAUCGACGUUAACCUUAUUACACCCUUCCAUCGACGGAGACCAGGUAAUCUGUCCUCCUCUGUUUGCUCCUUCUUCCCUUUCGCUGUGAGAUUCGAAUUCUUCCAGCAAAUCUAGGGCUUUUGUGACAACCUCCCAGUCUUCCAAUUUGUGGUAGUUAAACAUGUGGUUGUUUCUUUCGCUCCAUGGCUUAUAUAGGAUCAUUCCCAAUCUGCUCAACACCUCAUCGUCUACCCUCUCCAUUAUUUCACAUAGUCGGUUGCACUGGAUAAAGUUUCCCCUUAUUCAAAAAGCGGCCUGUAUUCAGUGGGUCUCCAGAUUCGAGUUGCCCAUGAGCAUUCUCUGAAUAUAUGGUUAUGUGUCUCCGCCUGGUUACAGUACGGGCAUUCGAUUGGAGCAUCCUUCUUCAUGCCCUCAAUGUUCUUUCCUGUUGGCAAAAUGUCGUGGGCAAAUCGCCACAGAAAGGUCUUGACUUUUGGGGGAAUGUUCAACGCCCAAAGCCGAUUCCAAUUCAUAGGAUCGUAGAUUUCCCCUAUCCCCUCUUCCAACUCUUCCCCUAUCUCUUCAUUUUUCCUGAGUGCACACCCGAAUUUGUAGGUUGAUUGGACCGUGUAGACUCCUGGCUUCUCUUGACUCCAGAUCCUUCUGUCAUCUGGUGGUUGUCUAGGAAUAGGAAUUCCCUCAAUUCGAUUACGAUAUGUGACAUUGAAAUGACGCUGCAGCAAUGAUCUUUUCCACGUCCUAGUGUCAUAAUCAAUGAGGUCUCACCUG
Molecule: messenger RNA, 4332 nt
Organism: Linum trigynum
Lineage: Eukaryota; Viridiplantae; Streptophyta; Magnoliopsida; Malpighiales; Linaceae
Source: the annotation of a GenBank genome assembly